Messenger RNA from Penaeus monodon (black tiger shrimp), 640 nucleotides. RefSeq lists its product as uncharacterized. NCBI's taxonomy places the organism in Eukaryota, Metazoa, Arthropoda, Malacostraca, Decapoda, Penaeidae. The record is from RefSeq and is a predicted model, not a curated record. Bases 1 to 612 code for a protein of 203 amino acids. The transcript is spliced from 3 exons.
AUGUUUCCCAGCGCGGGUGAUCCCACCGUCGCCGUGGGUGGCUCUGCCCAGCCUUUUUUCCUCGCACAAGGAAUGAGAGGACAGUUGAGCAUUGGAAGUGCUGACGCAUUCCUUUCAGAAGACCUUGACUAUAGCACUAUUGUUCCGGAAUCCACACAGUCAGCAGAGCCUGUGGUCUCUACUGUCUCACUUGUAGACGAAAGUCCUUUACCUGACUUCGAGGAUGACAUAGCAGGAGAUGAGAGAACAGCCACUGUCUCUUCAUUACCAGAGGGUGAAAUUUCCAGUCAAAUAGGAACAGUAGAGUACUCCGAUUUCCCAUCAGACUUUAGCAUGAAAAUGCUUGAAGGAAAAGAUGGGAAUGCUUCAGAAGUGGUCCUCUCAUCUUUGUCACACAUUAUUCCUUCAGAGGUGCCCUCUCCCACUUUACUUGAAUUAGAACCAACUGUGUUGGUUACAAGACCAACUGAAGUAGUUCGUUCUCUUGCUGACUCUGGCCUUGUAUCACAGAUAGUUUCUUCAGAAGAGCCAAUUUCUAGUACAGAAAUUGAACCAUCUGAGUUGGUUAGAGGCCAACUGAAGUGCUUCAUGCUCUUGCUGAUUCAGAGAUAAUUUCUUCAGGAGUGCCAGCUCCUAGUGA